Beta vulgaris subsp. vulgaris (sugar beet) is the source of this 1306-nucleotide messenger RNA. Its product is annotated as germin-like protein subfamily 3 member 4. The transcript has a single exon. Gene Ontology annotation, cellular component: cell wall. Bases 449 to 1135 code for a protein of 228 amino acids. The record is from RefSeq and is a predicted model, not a curated record. Gene Ontology annotation, molecular function: manganese ion binding. NCBI's taxonomy places the organism in Eukaryota, Viridiplantae, Streptophyta, Magnoliopsida, Caryophyllales, Amaranthaceae.
AGGUGGAGAAAGGAGGGUAGGGGAGAGAAAAUUGGGUGGUGGACUGGUGGCGAGACACCCAGAUGAGUGUAGCGGUGUACAUGCUCCAAGAGUCUCACAUGUGGGUGGAAGUGCAGGAGCUAGAAUCUACUAGAGUUUUUAAGUACUCUUUGUUAAUGUCACGGCAUCCUCAUACAGAAGUACACUAUCAAGUUGGCAAUACGGGAUUCUAGCCUUUGUAUUCUAAUUUCUGCUAUCAAGUCUCACAUUUGCUUAUUUUUUUGGUACAAUGGAAACUUCAGCAGUUAAAUUACUUCUAAGUAAAAACACUUGAAGAAUAAUCCAACCCCACCAUGUCCUAGAAAGAAAGCAGUGAACUCUAAGCCAAGAAACAAGUAAUGCAUAUAAAUUCAUUUUUUCUGCAACAGUUCAAGCACAACCUGCAAAACCUCAAAACACAAACCCAAAAAUGUUUAAUUUUUGUCAAGUCAUUGCAGGUUUUCUCUUUAUUAGCUUCAAAUUUUGCUUAGCAGACAAUGACAACCUCCAAGAUUUCUGCCCAGCAGAGACUCCAAGUUCAUAUCACUGCCCCACCACAAUUUUCAUCAAUGGCUUGCCUUGCAAGAACCCGGCAAAUAUAACAGCUUCUGAUUUCAAAACAUCGUACCUGAAAGAAGCUGGGGAUACCGAUAACUUCCUCCGCUCUUCCACAAAUAUUGUGACUGCAGCCCAAUUCCCAGGCCUCAACACCCUGGGACUCGGAUUGGCCCGUACGGAUUUAGAGGUAGAUGGUUUAGUGACCCCACAUGCUCACCCUCGGGCUGCAGAGAUGCUCUUUGUGAGCAAGGGGGUUGUGACAAUCGGGUUUAUUGAUACCAGAAAUCAGGUGUUCCAAAAGAUUCUAAAAGAAGGCGAUGUGUUCAUCAUCCCAAAGGGUAUGCUCCACUACUGUUACAAUACUGGAUUUGAGUUUGUCACCAUUUUCUCUGUACUCAACAGCCAGAAUCCAGGACUAAUUGACAUAUCAGGGGCCAUGUUUGGUCAUAGCUCCGAGGCUGCCAUGAAUAUGAAGGAAAGAGUGAUCUCUUUAUCUCAAAGGAAGGAUGAUCACCACACUUCCCACACAGCAUUUCCGAACCAGCAUUCAGAAUUAUAAGACGAGCUUCAUUGCAUUAUCUAUCAUACUGCCUUUUAUUUUCUAGGGUGUGCUUAAGUGAAAUUGUGCAACUAGAUGUAAAGUAAAUUAUGGCUUGAAAUUUUACGUUCAAAUCUGUAUGCCUACUCACAUUUUUUCAGAUUAGUAUAAAAGAAUGAUACAAAUUCUUUA